AUCUCUUGGGUUCCAAUCAACUUCUCCUAUGAUGAUUAAGCAUCAGGAAUCGUUCAAUGUUCAUCAGCAUGCUGACCAAACACCAUUGCAGAAAAGCUUGGAAGCACAAAGUGGUUUGGGGUCUGAACGCGUGCAUCCAAAGUUUCAGAUGUCUGCUUUUCAUCAACAAUCGCAGAAUCUUACAUUGGUUGAUCAGUUCAAGCCUGGAAACCAGUCACAGGCCAUGCAUCUUGGGCCUUCACAAGCAUUAUUAGAAUCAACUCCUCAAGUCGAGUUGACAAAUUCCACUGAUUGGGUUAAUCCAGCAUUCCAAAAGAUUCUGCUCAUGAAGCAGAUGUAUUUACCUGAAGUCAUAACAUUGUCCAACAAAGCACGAGAAGCAAGGCAGCGGGCAACCAAUACAGAGACAGCGAUCAGAUGCGAAAAGACCAGAAUUUUCACAGAAAAGAUAUUUAAGUUUCUGAACAUGUCUAGAUCUGAUCUUUUGCAUUGGCAAAAAGAAAAGUUAUACCAAAUGAUGAACGAGAUCAUAAAGCAUUUUGGACGAGCUAGAGCUGGGAAUUCUCUUCCCAUGAAGCAGACUCAACAAGUUGAUGCAUCGGGUAAUCACUUAGAAGCAGCAGGUCCGAUGCAGCAAAGAGAAAGCUAUCUUCAGUUCAAUAGUACACCUGCAAAUUUGCACCAGUCUUUAAGACAAGGGGGGGCUUUAAGCUUGCCAGCAACCUCUGUGAAUUCAUUUAAGGUCGCCUCCUCAUCAAUAGGAAACUCCUGUCAGUACAGUCCAAUGAGAUUAAAUCAGCAAUGGGGACAACAUGGAAGUAUGGUGUUGCCUCAUAAGAGUCCUCAAGUAGGCUCUGACCACAGACCACUCAGAAUGUUGCUUCACCCGACGGAUGGAGUUGCUCAGAACAAUAAUUUGGGCACUCAGCAGACUGUAGCUUCGUCGAGGAAUGUGUUGAACUCGUUGGAUUACGCUGUUAGUGCUAUAGUUGAGCAGAAUAAGCAACAGGAUCAAGCAAUCAAGAGGCAGAAAAUGAAGCAACCAGUGCCACAGAUGUUUCAGAGAAGGAAUGAAGAUACGAAUUUGAGACGUUUUGUGGGAUUCAAUCAAAGAUGGUCUCCGAUACCACCAUCGAGUUCUUCCCCAUUUGCUAUGUCUCCUCAAAACUCGCAACAGUCUUCCUCACAGCUUGAGCUAAAGGAGUUGUCGUCGAAGCUUUCAAGAUCGGCUACGCCAUCACUAUCUGCCUCACCUUCUGCUCCUCUUCCUUCUCCUUUGACUCCCUUGACUCCAUCUUCUGUGCCAGCAGAUUCUAUGAGAAGUCCGUUAUCCCUUGACGAAAGUAGCAAACUACCGAAGAUUUCUGCUGCACCUUCGCCGCUUCCAUCCCAAGAAACAAACCAAAACCAGCUUGUUAUUGACACACAAGGGUUAUCCAAGUCUUGUUUGCAAGCAGAAUCUACUUGUACUGGUGAUCAAAAGUCUGAAGGAGACGCGUUCCAGCGCUUGGUUGAAGUGGUAAAAUCAAUAUCAUCGAGAGCAUUGCAUGCUUCUUUACGGGAUAUCAAUGCUGUCACCAGUUUAACUGACAGGAUAACAGGACACCUUCUCCAUGAUGAAUCUACAAAAGUUGUCUUCCACGACUUGGCUGAUGACCUUAGCAAUUGUGACGAUGGAGAUUUUAGCCUAGUAGAUAGAACUAGCAAGAAGCAAAGGAUGGAACGUCGACUCGACUCCAUGGCUUUGAAUGAUUUGACAACAGAAAUGGAGUUUUUUCCUCGGGCAAAGAGACUGGAAAAAGAGCCUAAUGAUCUGCUGUUGCAAGAGAUCAAAGAGAUCAACCAGAAGCUUAUUGAAGUGGUUGUAGAAAUUAUGAACAUGGAAGAUGUUUCCAGGACAGGAUCUGAUGAGGGCACACUUAUUAGGUGCUCAUAUAUUCCCGUUGGACAUUCUUGGAAUAUCAAGAUCCCAAAUACUUCAACGCCUAACUUGAUUCUGGAACUGAUUGUGUCUGCCGAUUAUCCCAAUUCUUCUCCUACUGUACUGGAAAUGAUGCCUCCAGGUUGUAGGUGAGAAAUUGAAUGGCGUACAUCAGGUUUUUUUAACUUUAAAGAUAUAAGUUACUAAAGAAGAAUUUCAUCUGAAGCAUAUCGAUUGUGCUCCCCAGUGAUGCAGAAGAAGGGAAAUAUCUGUGGAUGAAGGCAAAGUCACGUUUCAGUUUAUCACUUAGAAAAUGUUCUCAGCCGAUAUUGCUCAAAGAAAUGGCCGAAGCCUGGGACUACUGCGCUCGUGAAGUAUUUCAUGGGUUUGCAGAGCAAAUGGGAGGAGGUGACUUCAGUUCAAGAUACGGCAAGUGGGAAAAUUGCGUAGUUGCUGCAUAGGAUCAUUUCCAUCUGAAGAUGUUCACUUUCUGAACUACUUACUUUCCACUUUGUGAAUUUCUGGAUGGAAUGUACAGUUGCCGUCAAAUCUGCAGAUGCUCACUCUUAUCAUGUUUGUGGCCUAAUGACACCAGCCAAAGAUUGCACUGUGCAAUGAUAGCUGGAAAUAGCGAUGUUGGUUCUUUGAUGUUAGAAUAUAACUAUGAUUUCAAGAAUUAAUUAGGAGAAGAUUAAUGAAAAUUGAAAAUGCA
Molecule: messenger RNA, 2633 nt
Organism: Sesamum indicum (sesame)
Lineage: Eukaryota; Viridiplantae; Streptophyta; Magnoliopsida; Lamiales; Pedaliaceae
Source: RefSeq, a predicted model, not a curated record